GUGCGUGGUGCUGAUGCUGCUGCCAUUUCAUCACCUCUGCGAGCGCAGCAUCCAUUCCUUCGCUCUCCUUGCGCCUGGGCCUACCUCGCCUCGGGCUCCCAGGCCAGCGAUGUGCUCGUGGCCGAUCUAGAUCCGGACCAAGCCACGCUCUCCGAGGCCUCGGCUGGGCGCCCCUCUCGCCGCCCAAGGCCGGCCCGGGCCAAGGAGACCUGCUGAUCCCCGGCUAUGGAGGCCAUCUGGCUAUACCAGUUCCGGCUCAUUGUCAUCGGGGAUUCCACGGUGGGCAAAUCCUGUCUGAUCCGCCGCUUCACGGAGGGCCGCUUUGCCCAGGUUUCGGACCCCACCGUGGGGGUGGAUUUUUUCUCCCGUCUGGUGGAGAUCGAGCCAGGAAAACGCAUCAAGCUCCAGAUCUGGGAUACCGCGGGUCAAGAGAGGUUCAGAUCCAUCACUCGCGCCUACUACAGGAACUCAGUAGGUGGCCUUCUCUUAUUUGACAUUACCAACCGCAGGUCCUUCCAGAAUGUCCAUGAGUGGUUAGAAGAGACCAAAGUACACGUUCAGCCCUACCAAAUUGUAUUUGUUCUGGUGGGUCACAAGUGUGACCUGGAUACACAGAGGCAAGUGACUCGCCACGAGGCAGAGAAACUGGCUGCUGCGUACGGCAUGAAGUACAUUGAAACGUCAGCCCGAGAUGCCAUUAACGUGGAGAAAGCCUUCACAGACCUGACAAGAGACAUCUAUGAGCUGGUUAAAAGGGGGGAUAUUACCAUCCAGGAGGGAUGGGAAGGGGUGAAGAGUGGAUUUGUACCAAAUGUGGUUCACUCUUCAGAAGAGGUUGUCAAGUCAGAGAGGAGAUGUUUGUGCUAGUCAGCCCUUUUAUUUCCAAAACGGCUCUCCCACCUGAACUUAAAAGUGAUGAAAAUGAAGAGAAUCCUUGCGUGACUGAAGAGAACUCAGCCUCCAUUUUACAUACAAGGGAGCCUCCUUCUCCAGGGGUCUUGGACAGGCCGCGGAGUAGAUGUGGGAGCCUGGGUGCUGGGAGUGAGGGACUCAUUUCGGCGACUGUUUGUGGCCCGUUGUGAGUGGACCACAUGUCAAGGGGCUGAGGUUUGGGGAGCUGGGCCCAGAAAAAUACAACCACAGACAGGACAGCUAUUUCUUGGUAUUUCAGCUCAUUCAUAGGUCACAAACAUAAAUCUGUAAAGGGGAAAAAAGUAUCACAUUGGAAACAAUAAGCCAAACUAAAAAAGACUACGAGAUCAACUUAAUCAGUGAGAAUAUCCUACACCAAGUGUGUGUGCUGGGUUGGGUGCAAGGGUACCAAUUAGCUUCCAAACAGCUUGUCUGUAAAAUGAGGGGCACGGACCAGCUAUUUACUAAGACCGUUUCGAGGCCUGUUGUUCUAGUAAAAAUGCCGUGUGUAUGAAGAGGGAAGCCAUUAUAUGUAUUGCUUUUAUCACAUUCCAGAAAAUGUACACCCUUAUGAUGGAAUAACCAACUGUGUGAAAGAAAUUGUGCCAUGCAAAUUCCCAUAUAAGUAGAAGAAAGGAACCCUGUAACCCAUGCCAUGCCCUCUUCCCUCAGCCCCCCAGCCCAGAUCAUGCCCGGGGUUUCUCUGCAGGGGCAGCUGCUGCCUAAAAAGUGCACAACCUGCCUGUCCCUUCAGGUUCCUGGCGACAACAGUACAGGGACUGCCUCUGCAAAGAGCCCUGAGGCAGACAUUUGCUCAGCAAGAGGCACCACCGGCACCCUCACAAACACUUCACCGUCACUUGAAUUCACAGCAGGCCUCUGAGAUUUUCUUCCCCAUUUUACAAAAGAGUAAAACUAAGAAGCAGGAGCCUCUCUCUGCCAGGGUGAAGGUCUCCUGACUCCUAGUUCUCGUUCCUGCUGUCGGGUGAAUGAACCAUUAUUAAUUUGUUUACUUUGGAAGAGCUAUGACUGUAAAUAAAUGUUCUCGACAUGUUAGGGUGUUUCCUUAUUGCUUACGACUCAGCUGUCAUCCUGAGGGAACCUGGGGAUGAAACGAAGGUAAAGCCAUUUCAGGUAUUACUGACAAGUAGGCUUUAAAUGAGUGAGUAAUUGCACAACUAAAAACACAUUAAAACUGUGUGCGCUACAAGCGUUCUUAUCACUGAAACACAGUGGACAUGUUAGCGAAAAGAACCAAAUGCAGCAAUGGGGAGUGGGAUGGGGGGUAAACACUCAGCUCACAAUGACCUUGGCUACCUGUUUGCCACAUACUACACGGGGUUCUUGUCUACCCUAGAGAAUCAGCUCCUAAUUCUCAGGUGAGCAGACGUCUAACUGCAUCAGAAAACUGAAAUGGUUGGCUUAAGGUUCCAUUACCUUCUUGAAGAGAGGUCAUGCUUUAAAUUAUUUUUCAGAUUGUAGCCAGCUGAGCUAGGCAAAAGCCAUACUUUUCACAGUAAGAAAACAAUUCUGAGUAGUCAGGUUUCUCAUAUCCAUUCUGACAGGAAAGCCUGACAAUGGUAAAUUGCUUUGAGAUAUAAUACUGAACUUCGGUAUGAAUGUGACUGAACCUGAAAGUUCGGGAAUUUGCUUCAGCCACAAAGAAGAAGCCAAAUAACGAGAAUUAUGGAGACAAACCACCUUGGACCAACUUGCAGCAUCGACUACAAGUGAAGCUCUCAUCCUGUCUACAUUCAUUUCACAUGACCUGGCCUGGGUGGAGUGAUUAAGUGGCCAGCUUUGUGGUUUUAGAAGGCAAAUAAAAGAUGGUGAACAGGAUUAACACAAAAUUUCAUCAACUACUAUGUUUAAUUGUAUCAAGAAGAUUCUGAAAGCAAGAUUAUCCAGUAGAUAAAUGAGUUUUUUCAGUGGCUUCUGUCAGUUCAAAAAAAAAAGAUAGAAACAAAACUUCUUUAUGGUUUUCUUGUCUAAGACACUAUAUGUAUACUUUUUCCAUUCCUUGCAUUUUUUAAAGGCAGGUUUAAAAAUACUCAGCAUAGGAUCCAGCAAAGGUGGCUGAGCUUAAUUGCUUAAACGAGUUCUAGAAACUUUAAAAAUCAUUUUAGUAGAAUUCAGUGCUGUUGUCACUGCAAUAAGUGGGUUUUAGAAACUGAGUGUGAAAAAAUCAGGUGUUAAUACAAUACUAAGGAUAAAGCUUUAGAAGCUAUUUUACUACAUAGGUAAAGAAAAGAUCAACUAACUUGUAACAAAGACCACAACUGCAUGUUGGAUUGGAUUGUCUCAUAUUCCAGAAUAAAAUGUACUGUAUACUUUUCCUCACUUUGUUGUGCAUUGUAAUGAAAUGUGGAAAAAUGUUUUCUUUAGCUGUAUGUGAAUGAGAAUUUGCUUGUAUUUAGUAAAAUGGUUGAUUAUGUGACUGUGA
Felis catus (domestic cat) is the source of this 3355-nucleotide messenger RNA. RefSeq names its product RAB39B, member RAS oncogene family (gene RAB39B). Gene Ontology annotation, cellular component: Golgi membrane. The coding region runs from base 226 to 867 and encodes 213 amino acids. Gene Ontology annotation, molecular function: GTPase activity; GTP binding. NCBI's taxonomy places the organism in Eukaryota, Metazoa, Chordata, Mammalia, Carnivora, Felidae. Gene Ontology annotation, biological process: Rab protein signal transduction. The transcript is spliced from 2 exons. The record is from RefSeq and is a predicted model, not a curated record.